This is a messenger RNA of Macrobrachium nipponense, 2397 nucleotides long. RefSeq names its product sialate:O-sulfotransferase 1-like. The transcript is spliced from 9 exons. The record is from RefSeq and is a predicted model, not a curated record. Lineage: Eukaryota; Metazoa; Arthropoda; Malacostraca; Decapoda; Palaemonidae. Bases 1014 to 2120 code for a protein of 368 amino acids. Gene Ontology annotation, molecular function: sulfotransferase activity.
UUGUAUCAUUUUCACGUUUUCGAAUUGUUCACUAAUGUUUACACAAAUAUAAGCAAGGUGAUGCUCAUGACUUGCAGCGUUGCAGAUGUAAAAAUUAUAUGCUUUUGUGUUUUAGGACUUCCCAAACAAUAGUAAAUUACGAUUGAGUUCAACCCCACUGCCUUCCGUACCUGGACCUCAACAAGCAGCGGGUGCUAUACACCUUCCAGAGCCUCUUCCACAUUCUGUUACGACCAUUAGCGCGAUUCCACACUGCCAAAUAUCAAGAGGCAUUUCACUCCCUUUAUUGGAAACUGUGGAAUAGGUAGACUAUACUCUGCAGUGCUCACGCUCACAAGUUUGAGAGAGGUUCUACUGGCAAUUGAAAGCUCCACGUGCCACUUCUUUACCCCUUCUUGAUGCUGUCGCUGCUUAUGCACGAACUACGUAUAUUAAUCUGCUUCUUGAUUUAUUUUUGUUCAUUUGUUAUUCUAGCUAACGGGAGCUUGGGUUGCUGGUUUUGUUCCAAGUCAAGGUCUCUAAAUCAUGAAUAAUAAUCAUAAUGCACAAGAGCGAUGAAAUUAAAUGGAAAAAAAAGUUUCAAUGAGAAACACCAAAAACAAACCAGUUCUGAAGUCAGAGCCAAGCGAAAGUCAUUCAUUAGGAAUGCACAAUUCAUUAUGGAAAUGAACAACUGUCCAUCUUAGCAUUAAUUAAGUCACGUUCGUUAAGGGGUUCAGAACUUCAGAGUGGACCACUUGUGAGCUGUGUGGUGGUGAGUGACAACUGGAAAAGCAUUUCUUAUGAUUCUGGACGAAACUUAGAAGCUAGAAACCUGAAGCCAUCGAUUCACAUCUGAGACAAAUAAUUCGUUGUGUAACAGAAAUAUGUUUUGCAUUGUUCAUAUCUUUCUAAGAAAAGAAGGAGAAAAACUGUAUUAAUUUUGAAUUACAUUAUAAAGAACAAACAUAAUCCUCACCUGUGCUUGAUGUGGGUCUAGUAACUGGCAGUAUCUGGCGCAAAUUCAGAAAACUAUGAGCAUCGGAAAGCGCACCGGAUGUGGCCUUCUGUGCAUCGUUCUUUCAACAUUUUUUGUGUACUCCUUGCACCUGACCUCAGGUAAUAUAAGGACUUUUCACAAAGUGCUAAAUGCUUUCGAUAUGUCAACCAAUGGGAGUCAAAAGCCGUGGAGUUACCCAAAAGUCAGUCGUUACGACGACACUAUUCAUGGAAAUGCAAGUAAUGGAGAUGAUUCUCAUGCAAAGAAAGAUGGUUCUGAUGAGGAUUCAAGCAGUAACGAUCUGUCCAAUAAGCAUGUCGUAGACGUAAACGCAGGUGUUCCUCAAGGUCCAGCGAGAGAUUUAUCUGGGAAGAUUAGAUACCCUUGGCGUAACGAUCCUCAGUGUGAUAAGUACAACAUAGCAUUCGCGAAGAGGAUGCCACGGGCGUUCUUGGUAUCGUACCCUCGCUCCGGUAACUCUUGGGUGAGAUAUCUUAUAGAGGGAGCAUCUGGCAUCUUCACAGGCUCCAAGUACGGCAACCAAAUGUUAGUAAAAAUGGGUUUCCUUGGCGAGGAUAUCAGCUUCAAAAGUCGUCGCACUAUUAUCAACAAGAUUCACAAAAAUUCGAGAAAGAAAGUCCGGGAUUAUUCAAAAGUCGUCCUCUUAAUCAGAAAUCCAGCAAAGUCUAUUGUUUCUUACUGGAACUACAAUAAUAAUAAAAAAGGCCCAAAACGCAUAACUCAUAAUGUGACUGCGGACUCAUACAAGACGGAAGGCUUCAAAAAAUUCGUCAAGACCUGCAUUGGUGGAUGGACGACGGUGGCCGCAGAUCGCCUGACGUUCUCUCGAAAGUUAUUAGUUGUCCCUUACGAGUACUUGCUGGAGAACCCUAUAGCUCAAGUUCGUCGUAUUCUUCGAUUUCUCAGUGUUCCAGAAGAUGAGGGUCGCCUUGCAUGUCUGUCAAGGCAUACAGAAGGCCCAGCCAAAGGCCUCCAGAGAAAGGUUGACCCAUAUACUGAAGAACAGAGGAAGCUGAUGGCACAACGAGUCAGCGAAAUACAAAAGCUUCUGAAAUCCCGAAAUAUGGAUCCGCUCCCUCCUUAUCCUGAAAUACCGCUCCAAUUGGCAACUCAAAAUUAACUUUCCGUCAGUUGCGAAUUACUGAAAAAUAAAAAAAUGAGCUUUUUCAGCAUUUACAAAGCACUCAUAAAAAUGACAACUCUGUUAGAUGAACAUGACCACUUUUUAUAUUUCGAUGCGUUUCCAUAGCAAGGAAUAACACGGGGCACUAUGUAUUGCUUAAAAUAUCAAAAGGACAAAGAAAAGAUAUAUUAAAAAGAUGAGAGAGAGAGAGAGAGAGAGAGAGAGAGAGAGAGAGAGAGAGAGAGAGAGAGAGAGAGAGAGAGAGAGAGAGAGA